This is a messenger RNA of Heterocephalus glaber (naked mole-rat), 717 nucleotides long. It is a transcript of the gene Lcn15, whose product is annotated as lipocalin 15. Gene Ontology annotation, molecular function: small molecule binding. Lineage: Eukaryota; Metazoa; Chordata; Mammalia; Rodentia; Bathyergidae. The record is from RefSeq and is a predicted model, not a curated record.
AUGAGGCCAGAGCAUUUGAGCCUGGUGCUGCUCUGGGUGUCUGUGGGUGGGGCAGAGGUACUGGUACAGCCUGACUUUGAUGCCAAAAAGUUCUCUGGCCUCUGGCAUGUGGUCUCCAUGGUGUCCGACUGCAAGGUCUUCCUGGAAAAUAAGGACCACCUGCUGAUGUCCACCAGAGACGUCAAUGCCACGGCGAGGGGCGACCUGAGCGUGCACAUCGAGGUCCCCCGGGCGGAUGGCUGCAAUCAGAUGGACGUCCAGUAUCUGAAGGUGGGCUCUGAGGGGCACUUCAAGGUCCCAGCCCUGGGCUAUCUGGACGUGCGCGUGGCGGAUGUGGACUACAGCUCCUUCGCGGUGGUCUACAUCUACAAGGAGCUGCAGGGGGCGCUCAGCACCAUGGUGCAGCUCUACAGCCGCACCCAGGACGCGACCUGUCAGGCGCUGAGGGCGUUCCAGGACUUCUACCGGACGGUGGGGCUCCAGGACGACUUGGUGGUUAGGCUGCCGCAGUCAGAUGCGUGCUCCCCGGGGCAGAGGGGCACGCAGGCGCCCCCGGGGUCCAGCCCUAGCCCCACCCAGGGUGAGGACCCGGACAACUCUGGAGCAUCAAACCUCACCACCCGAGGAGCUCAUUGAGACCUGCCGCCCCUGGGGACCACUUUGGGCCGCCCCUCAUCCUCCUGCCUCCCCCGUCCCAACCAAUAAACAGAUUCUGCA